AUGUGUGAUGCUUCUGACUAUGCUAUUGGUGCAGUGUUAGGACAAAGAGUGAACAAACCUCUUAGGUACUUAUUGACUAAGAAGGAUGCAAAGCCUCGUCUGAUUAGGUGGAUCCUUUUGUUGCAAGAAUUUGACUUGGAUAUUCGAGAUAAGAAAGGGAGCGAAAAUGUUGUUGCGGACCACUUGUCACGCAUAACUGAUGGGGGCAAUCAUGCAAACAUGCCGAUUGUAGAGUCAUUCCCAGAUGAACAACUCUUCUCAAUGAGAGAAGUUGAACCAUGGUAUGCAGAUAUUGUUAAUUAUUUGGCAUGUGGAACCAUUAGUCGUAAGAAUAUGAUGCCCCUCAACAAUAUCCUUGUAGUUGAUCUUUUUGAUGUAUGGGGUAUAGACUUCAUGGGUCCGUUUCCUCCAUCCUUUGGGUAUAAUUAUAUACUUGUGGCUGUGGAUUAUGUGUCUAAGUGGGUGGAGGCAAUUUCUACCAAGACAAAUGAUCAUAAAAUUGUACUCAGUUUCUUGAAGGAUAUGAUCUUUACACGAUUUGGAACGCCUAGAGCUAUCAUUAGUGAUUGUGGUAGCCACUUUUGCAACAAACCUUUUGAGGCAUUAUUGAAGAAGUACAAUAUUACACAUAGGGUUGCAACACCCUAUCAUCCUCAAACUUCUGGUCAAGUAGAGAUUAGUAAUAGAGAAAUCAAGAAGAUCCUGGAGAGGACCGUGAAUGCUACAAGAAAAGAUUGGGCAUUGAAAUUGAAUGAUGCAUUGUGA
Tripterygium wilfordii is the source of this 765-nucleotide messenger RNA. RefSeq lists its product as uncharacterized. Bases 1 to 765 code for a protein of 254 amino acids. The transcript is spliced from 3 exons. Gene Ontology annotation, biological process: DNA integration. The record is from RefSeq and is a predicted model, not a curated record. Lineage: Eukaryota; Viridiplantae; Streptophyta; Magnoliopsida; Celastrales; Celastraceae. Gene Ontology annotation, molecular function: nucleic acid binding.